CCUAUUGUGCCGGAGUGAGACAAGGCAGCCCCUGGGACUCUGCAGGCUUCGCUUCUCCUGAUCAGGACCCGCCGUCAGCCGCCACCAUGCCUUUUGGAAACACCCACAACAAGUGCAAGUUGAACUUCCCCGCGGAGGAAGAGUACCCCGACCUCUCCGUGCACAACAACCACAUGGCCAAGGCCAUCACCCUCGACAUGUACAAGAGGCUGAGGGACAAGGAGACGGCCAGCGGCUGCACCCUGGACGACGUCAUCCAGACCGGCGUGGACAACCCAGGUCACCCCUUCAUCAUGACGGUGGGCUGCGUGGCUGGUGACGAAGAAUGCUAUCACACCUUCAAAGAGCUUUUCGACGUGGUCAUCCAUGACCGCCACGGAGGCUACAAGCCCACCGACAAGCACAAGACCGACCUGAACCACGAAAACCUGAAGGUGCAGGGGCUGGGCGUGGGGCUGGUCAGCCAGGGCAGAGAGAGGACCCCCGGCUCUCCUUCCCCGCAGGGCGGUGAUGAUCUGGACCCCAACUACGUGCUCAGCAGCCGCGUGAGGACCGGCCGUAGCAUCAAGGGCUACACCCUGCCUCCCCACUGCAGCCGGGCCGAGCGCCGGGCCAUAGAGAGGCUGUCCAUCAAAGCCCUGAACAGCCUGACCGGGGAGUUCAAGGGCAAAUACUACCCGCUGAAGAGCAUGAGCGAGAAGGAGCAGCAGCAGCUGAUCGACGACCACUUCCUCUUCGACAAGCCCGUCUCCCCGCUGCUGCUGGCCUCCGGCAUGGGCCGCGACUGGCCCGACGCCCGCGGCAUCUGGCACAACGACAACAAGACCUUCCUGGUGUGGGUGAACGAGGAGGACCACCUGAGGGUCAUCUCCAUGCAGAAGGGGGGCAACAUGAAGGAAGUCUUCCGGCGCUUCUGCGUGGGGCUGCAGAAGAUCGAGGAGAUCUUCAAGCAGGACGGCCACCCCUUCAGCUGGAACGAGCACCUGGGCUACAUCCUGACCUGCCCCUCCAACCUGGGCACCGGCCUGCGUGGCGGCGUCCACGUCAAGCUGGCCCACCUCAGCAAGCACCCCAAGUUCGAGGAGAUCCUGAAGCGUCUCCGCCUGCAGAAACGCGGCACAGGUGGCGUGGACACCGAGGCCGUGGGUGCCGUGUUCGACAUCUCCAACGCGGACCGGCUGGGCUCCUCUGAGGUGGAGCAGGUGCAGCUGGUGGUGGACGGUGUGAAGCUGAUGGUGGAGAUGGAGAAGAAGCUGGAGAAGGGCCAGGCCAUCGACGACAUGAUCCCUGCCCAGAAGUGAGGGGCCCCACUGACCCCCCCGGGCAGCCUGGGGCCUGGACUCCGGGGUGACCCCAACCCUGCCACUCGGAGCGGCAGCUCCUGGCGCUCGGCUCUCCCCCGCGAGGGGCUCCGAGGGCCAGGGGCGGCUGCCCUUUGCCAGCUGGGACGCUCUCCUCCUCCGGGGAGCCCCUGUGGACGGAGUUAAUAAA
Molecule: messenger RNA, 1491 nt
Organism: Thamnophis elegans (Western terrestrial garter snake)
Lineage: Eukaryota; Metazoa; Chordata; Lepidosauria; Squamata; Natricidae
Gene: CKM
Product: creatine kinase, M-type
Exons: 8
Coding region: 87-1301 (404 amino acids)
Biological process (GO): phosphocreatine biosynthetic process
Molecular function (GO): creatine kinase activity
Source: RefSeq, a predicted model, not a curated record